Messenger RNA from Trichechus manatus latirostris (Florida manatee), 1600 nucleotides. It is a transcript of the gene HYKK, whose product is annotated as hydroxylysine kinase. Gene Ontology annotation, molecular function: amino acid kinase activity. Lineage: Eukaryota; Metazoa; Chordata; Mammalia; Sirenia; Trichechidae. The transcript has 5 exons. The record is from RefSeq and is a predicted model, not a curated record. The coding region runs from base 228 to 1361 and encodes 377 amino acids.
GGGGUAAGGAGGCUCAUGGCUAGUCUGAGGCCGCGAGUCCGUCGCUCGGACUGCUGCAGCACCUGUCCCACCUCAGACUCGCUGCGUGCGCUCUAGGCAAGGCAGCCACCUCUCCAGGCUUCACCUGUAAGCCGAAAGGGCAGAACUGAGAUCCCAGAAUCAAAGCGUGGCACCUGAGAAGCAAUCUGGUCCGACCCUCCCGAUACCUGUGUGGAGACACUGACACAAUGUCAAGUGGAGAUGAUCAGCAAUCACAGGCUCUUGCAAAACCUGCUUUCAGUGAGGUACAAGCUUCUUCAUUAGUGGAAUCGGUAUUUGGAUUAAAAGUUUCCGAGGUCCAGCCACUUCCCAGCUACGAUGACCAAAACUUUCAUGUGUACAUUUCAAGAACCCAAGACACUGCAGAUGGCCCAACUGAGUAUGUUCUCAAAAUAAGCAACACAGAGUCUAGCAAAAAUCCAGACCUGAUUGAAGUGCAGAGUCACAGCAUCAUGUUUCUGCAAGCAGCUGGAUUUCCGACAGCCUCCAUGUGUCAUACUAAAGGAGGCAACAUCACAUCUCUUAUGUCCAUAGACAAUGGCUCUGAAAUCAAAAGCUACUUGGUAAGGCUGAUGACUUAUCUCCCAGGAAGACCCAUAGCUGAGAUUUCCGUCAGUCCCCAGCUAUUAUAUGAAGCUGGAAGACUAGCUGCCAAAUUGGAUAAGACACUGGAGAAAUUCCAUCACCCAGAGUUAAGUAUUCUUCAUCGGGAAAACUUCAUCUGGAAUCUGAAAAAUGUUCCUCUUCUGGAGAAAUAUCUAUACACCUUGGACCAGAAUCAAAAUCCUGAGAUUAUCAAACAGGUCAUUCAGCUGUUCAAGGAUGAAGUGAUGACCAAACUAAAUCAUUUUCGAGAAUGUAUCAAUCAUGGAGAUCUUAAUGACCAUAACAUUUUAGUAGAGCCCAGCAGCAAUUCAGCCUCUGGAGAUACUGUAUAUCAAGUGUCUGGGAUUUUAGACUUUGAUGACAUGAGCUAUGGCUACUAUGUGUUUGAAGUGGCAAUUAUGAUCAUGUACAUGAUGAUUGAAAGCAAGACUCCCAUACAAGUGGGAGGUCAUGUCCUUGCAGGGUUUGAAAGUAUAAUCCCACUGACAGCUUUGGAGAGGGGUGCUUUGUUCCUACUUGUGUGCAGUCGUUUUUGUCAGUCACUUGUCAUGGCUGCAUACUCUUGCCAGCUACACCCGGAGAACAAAGAAUACCUCAUGAUUACUGCAAAAACUGGAUGGAAGCACUUACAGCAAAUGUUUGACAUGGGCCAGAAAGCUGUAGAAGAAAUCUGGUUUGAAACAGCCAAGUCCUAUGAAUCUGGGAUCUCCUUGUGACUAGUUCACAUUAACUUCAAUAAUAAAAAAACCCAACAGGAUCAAAUCUAAUUUUACGAAGGAUUUUCCUACACAGUUAAAAAUGAAUUGAUGGAACUGAUCAAUUCUGAACCUGACUAUAAGAAUGGCAUAGUGGGGGUGUCUGACCUCGUCUAACUUCACAAGGAGGGAGGAGAAUCAUUAUCAGCAUCAACAACCCAAGGCUGAUUCCUAGGAGGUCAACCAUAUCUCGACCCUCC